This is a messenger RNA of Thermochaetoides thermophila DSM 1495, 4302 nucleotides long. RefSeq lists its product as uncharacterized. The coding region runs from base 1 to 4302 and encodes 1433 amino acids. Gene Ontology annotation, cellular component: Ski complex. NCBI's taxonomy places the organism in Eukaryota, Fungi, Ascomycota, Sordariomycetes, Sordariales, Chaetomiaceae. The transcript is spliced from 2 exons. The record is from RefSeq and is a predicted model, not a curated record. Gene Ontology annotation, molecular function: protein binding.
AUGUCGAGCGUCAAGGCCCUCCUCCGGGCCAUCAACGACGCCAUCAAGCAGCAGAAGUGGGAUGCUGCCAUUGAAGCGGCCGAAGAUGUGUUCCAGAAGGACCCUAAGAACUACCAGGCCCACAUAUUCCUUGCCUUCGCCCUCGACAAGAAAAACAAGCUCGACGAGGCCGAAAAGACGUACCUGGCCGCAGCCGCCCUCAAGCCGGGCGACUCGCAGGCCUGGCAGGGCCUGAUCAAGCUGUACCAGCGGCAGAAGAACAAGAAGCUCAAAGAGUACCAGCGCACGGCCGUGCGCCUCGCCGAGAUCUACCACGAUGCCAACGAGCUGUACAAGUGCCGGGACGUCAUCGACAAGUUUGUCGACCAUGCCCGCACCCAGGGCGACCGCCUGCAGUAUGUCGAUGCGCUCGAUGUUAUUCUGCCUGGAAGUCCGAUCUACUCUGUCCUUGAGGGGAGCGUGCCGGCGCCGGGAAAGACGUACGAGCUGCAGGCGCAGAUUGUGGAGGCGGAAGAGAAGAAGAGAAUCAAUACCUUGAUUGGCGAGCGUCGAACGAGGAUUGGCGCCCGCGUUGCGGAGGUUACGAUCGAGACCAAACGCGAGGUGUACAGCCAGAGCCGGCUGCUGGAGAUUUACCAGAAUGUAAUCAACUGGGCGACCGACGACGAUGUGCGGCGCACAUACGAGGAGAAGCAGCUGCAGUACUGCUACGACCGCAUGCUAGCCUGGCCGCCGGGCGAGCAGAAGGACCAGGAAGCGGCGACAGUCCGCCGUCUGGCCAACGACAUGGUGAUUAUUCGGCACCCGUUCAAGUUCGCCUGGGAUAUCGCCAUCAACUGGCAGGACAACAAGGAGGUCAAGCAGUGGGAUCCGGCCGUCCUGAGACAGUACUGCACCUUCUUCCCCGACAGCGACCUGAGCCGGGUGAUUAUGGGUUACCUGACCAGCGAGAUCUCGCCGUUCCCCAAGGAGAGCGCCCAGCCAACGCAGCAGACGGCGCUUGCGGAGAGCGACGAGGACGAGAGCGAAGACGAUGAGGAGGGCGGCGGCGUGCCCACUACGUACGUGCCGCUGACGGAGGAGGAUCGUCUGGCCAUGUUCAUGGAGGGCUCCAGCAGCGCCGACUCGCUGUUUGCCUUGAGGCUGACGGCUGAGUAUUAUCUGCACAUUGAGGAGCACGAGAUGAAUGUUGAGUUGAUGCGCAAGGCCGUCGAGCAUCUCAAGCUGGAGAGGUCCCGGACUGGCUUUCGCUUCCAACAUACCGAGGACGCCUUCUCCCUGGCGCUGGGCACAUCGCUGGUCUUCUACCAGUCCCCGCGUCAUCAUCAAGAAGCCAAGGCGCUCUUCGACAAAGUGCUCUCUCACGACCCGUCAUCCACGCCCGCCCUUAUCGGCGUCGGCCUGAUCUACGAGGAAGAAGAGGAGUACACCGAAGCGAUUGGCUUCCUCGAACGUGCCCUCCAGCGCGACCCAUCCAACCUCCGCGUGCGCACCGAAGCGGCCUGGGUCAAGGCCCUCAACGGCGACUUCGCAACCGCCAAAGCCGAGCUCCAGGCCUGUCUCCCCCAGCUCGAGAAGGCCAAGAACCAAAAAGAACUCCUCGCCCAGACGCAGUACCGUGUCGGCCACUGCAUCUGGAACCUGGACACAUCCAAGGCGGCGCGCAAGAGCCGGACCGGGGCAUAUGCCUACUUCUUGGAGGCACUCAAGAAUAAUCUGAAUUACGCCCCCGCCUACACCGCGCUGGGCAUUUAUUACGCCGACUACGCCAAAGACAAGAAGCGCGCGCGUCGCUGCUUCCAAAAGGCUGUGGAGCUGUCGCCGUCGGAGGUCUACUCCGCAGAGCGCCUGGCCCGGUCCUUCGCCGACGACGGCGACUGGGACCGUGUCGAACUCGUCGCGCAGCGGGUUGUGGACUCGGGCAAGGUCAAGCCGCCGCCGGGGUCCAAGCGCAAGGGGAUUAGCUGGCCGUUUGCGGCGCUCGGUGUUGCUGAGCUCAACAAGCAGGACUAUCGCAAGGCGAUCGUCUCGUUCCAGGCUGCGCUGCGGAUUGCGCCCGAGGAUUAUCAUUCGUGGGUUGGCCUGGGUGAGGCGUAUCAUGGCUCUGGGAGGUACAUCGCCGCGACAAAGGCGAUUUUGAAUGCUCAGCGGUUGGAGGAGACUGCUAGGGAUAAAAUCCAGGGGGAGACGUGGUUUAGUCGGUUUAUCCUGGCUGAUAUCAAGCGGGACUUGGGGGAGUUCGAUGAGGCGAUUGCGCUGUACAAGGCUGUGGCCGACGAGCAUCCCGACGAGCAGGGCGUCGUCAUCGCGCUGAUGCAGGCUAUGGUCGAGAGCGCUAUGGACAGCCUCGACAAAGGCUUCUUUGGCAAGGCGGUCGACCUGGCUAAGGAAACACUCAAGGUCGCCUCGCAAGCCUGCCGCGCCAUUCAGGAGACAUUCAACUUCUGGAAGGCCGUCGGCGACGCCUGCUCAAUCUUCUCCAGCGUGCGUGGCCGUUUGUCCGAGUUCCCCCUGGACAUUGUCCAGCAGAUUCUCUCCGACGAGGAUCUCGCCCCCAGCAACGGCGUCCCCGGAGACCAAACGGACUCGUCCCUCCUCUAUACCGUCCUACAGGCAACCAUCACCUCCCACACCCGCGCCAUCCAAGCCUCCGCCCACGACGUCCACGCCCAGGCCGUAGCACACUAUAACCUCGGCUGGGCCGAAUUCCGCGCUCAUACCUGCCUGCCUUCCCAAAAGAAAGCCUCCCCGCACCUCAAAACCGCCAUCGCCUGCUUCAAACGUGCCAUCGAGCUCGAGGCAGGCAACGCCGAGUUCUGGAACGCCCUGGGCGUCGUCACGUCUACUGUCAACCCCGCUGUGGCACAGCAUGCCUUUGUCCGCAGUCUGCAUAUCAAUGAGGCCGGUGCACACGUCUGGACCAAUCUGGGAGCCCUCGCCCUGCUGCAGGGGGAUGUCCAGUUGGCGAACGAGGCCUUCACUAAAGCGCAGAGCGCCGAUCCGGAUUACGCGCAUGCUUGGCUCGGCCAGGGACUGGUUGCCCUGCUCGUGGGCGAUGUGAAGGAGGCGAGGGGAUUGUUUACGCAUGCGGCGUCGAUUGCGGAGGCGUCGUCCCGCCCGGUGAGGAGACACUAUGCGGUCGCGAUGUUCGAUAUGCUGUUGGCGGCUCGCGGGGCUGCGUUGCCGAUUACGGCGCUGCUGCAACCGUUGUUGGCGCUGUCGCAGCUGGCGGCGCUCGAGCCGGGGGAGUUAGGGUUUAGUCAUUUGCUGGGGUUGAUGCAGGAGAGGAAUGGGGAGCCGAGGAGGGCGGUUGAGACGCUGGAGGGGGUGUGUGGGCGGUUGGAGGAGAGGUAUGAGCGGACGGAAGCCGCUACAGACCUGAAGCACUUUGCUAUUGCGAAGGCGGAUCUGGCGAGGGCACGGCUUGCGGCGGGGGAGUAUGAGGCUGCGGUUGAAGAUGCGGAAAUGGCGCUGCAGCUGUCGGAAGAGGGAUCUGAACUCACGGCUGAGGAGCGGGCCCGUGUGAGGUUAUCUGCACAUGUUACGACGGGAGUGGCGAAGUACUUCUUACAGUCCCCUGCUGAAGCGGUUACUGCGCUGGACGCGGCGCUGGACGAGUCCAACUCUGACCCCGACGUCGCUUGUCUACUGGCACAAAUCCUCUGGGCUGAAGGGAGCGAAGCCUCCCGCGAGCGGGCAAGAGAUGUGCUGUUUGGCGUGGUGGAAGCCACUUCCCCUCCGCACGUGCGUGCCGUGGUCUUGUUAGGAGUCAUUGCCUUGCUGGACGGGGAUGAAGAGGGUCUCGAGGCGGUUGUGUCUGAACUACAGGGCUUACGUGGGGCCGGCACCUCGGAUGGCGAUGGCCAAGGCCAAGGGAAGGGUUUGAGUGUCACGGAGAUGGAGGACAUCGGUAUCGUGUUGCGCGCCGUUGCGGGUUUAGGUAGCCUCACGACUGAGACCAGCACUGAAGUGGUCACGGCCCAAGACCAAAAAGCCUCCCAAGCCCGUCAGGACGUUAUGUACCAUCCCUGGCUGCCGCACGGGUGGUCUGGGUUGGCCGCCUCUGCACGGGCCUCUGCUACUGAUGAUGAAGGUGAAGAGCUGGGGAGGUCUGCGGCAGAGAUGGCAUUGCGAGUAGCUGUUAAGGGUGUGCCGCCCAGAGGGGAACUGGAGGCAGAGGAUUUGGCGAAGGCGUAUGCGGGUACCGGGAGAGUGAGAGAUGCGCAGGUUGCGGUGUGGAUCGCGCCUUGGUGUGGGGAGGGGUGGGCAAGUUUGAGGGGGGGUGUUGCUGGGAAGGCUUAG